AUGAACACCGUCAACACGACAAACACGACCGCCACCGCAGCACCCCAUCGCUCAUCUCUGCAUGCUGGAGGCGGCGGCCCUCCCGGCGAUGACAAGAACAAGAAGGACAAGAAGGAUAAGCCAAAGUACGAGCCACCACCACAGCCCACGACCCGCAUCGGCAGGAAGAAGAAGAAGGCUGCCGGACCCAGCGCCGCCGCCAAGCUCCCCAUUGUCUACCCGACCGCACGAUGCAAGCUGAGGUAUCUGCGUAUGCAGCGCAUCCACGACCACCUGCUGCUGGAGGAGGAGUACGUCGAGAACCAGGAGCGGCUACGGAAGGCGAAGGCGGUCAAGGAGGGCAACGCGCCCGUGCCCCAGGGUGGAGAGGAUGCCGCGGACCGCAACGCUGACGAGCGAUCGCGGGUGGACGACAUGCGAGGCAGCCCCAUGGGCGUCGGCAACCUCGAGGAGCUGAUCGACGACGACCACGCCAUCGUGUCCAGUGCCACCGGCCCCGAGUACUACGUCUCCAUCAUGUCUUUCGUCGACAAGGACCUGCUCGAGCCAGGAGCCAGCAUUCUACUACAUCAUAAGUCGGUGUCGGUCGUAGGUGUGCUCACAGACGAUGCGGAUCCUCUGGUGUCAGUCAUGAAGCUUGACAAGGCGCCGACUGAGUCGUAUGCGGAUAUUGGUGGUCUGGAGCAGCAGAUUCAGGAAGUACGAGAGGCGGUCGAGCUGCCACUGCUGCAUCCGGAGCUGUACGAGGAGAUGGGUAUCAAGCCGCCGAAGGGUGUCAUUCUCUACGGUGCGCCUGGUACCGGAAAGACUCUCCUGGCAAAGGCCGUGGCCAACCAGACCAGCGCCACGUUCCUGCGUAUCGUCGGUAGCGAGCUGAUUCAGAAGUACCUCGGAGACGGCCCCAGGUUAGUCCGACAGCUGUUCCAGACCGCCGCGGAGAACGCUCCCUCCAUCGUCUUCAUCGACGAGAUCGACGCCAUUGGUACCAAGCGUUACGAGUCAACGUCAGGAGGUGAGCGCGAGAUUCAACGAACCAUGUUGGAGCUUCUCAACCAGCUUGACGGUUUCGACGAUCGUGGUGACGUCAAGGUCAUCAUGGCCACCAACAAGAUCGAGACACUCGACCCUGCCCUGAUUCGACCUGGUCGUAUUGACCGAAAGAUUCUCUUCGAGAACCCCGAUCAAUCAACCAAGAAGAAGAUUUUUACCCUGCACACCUCCAAGAUGUCUUUGAACGAGGACGUCGACCUAGACGAGUUCAUCAACCAGAAGGACGAUCUCUCCGGUGCCGAUAUCAAGGCCAUCUGUUCCGAGGCCGGUCUCUUGGCUCUACGUGAGCGAAGAAUGCGCGUCAACAUGGAGGAUUUCCGCGCUGCAAGGGAGCGAGUCCUGAAGACGAAGAGCGAAGGUGAACCCGAGGGUCUAUACUUGUAG
Messenger RNA from Parastagonospora nodorum SN15, 1434 nucleotides. RefSeq lists its product as hypothetical. The transcript is spliced from 4 exons. Gene Ontology annotation, cellular component: proteasome regulatory particle, base subcomplex. Gene Ontology annotation, biological process: proteasome-mediated ubiquitin-dependent protein catabolic process. Gene Ontology annotation, molecular function: ATP binding; ATP hydrolysis activity; proteasome-activating activity. Lineage: Eukaryota; Fungi; Ascomycota; Dothideomycetes; Pleosporales; Phaeosphaeriaceae. Bases 1 to 1434 code for a protein of 477 amino acids. The record is from RefSeq and is a predicted model, not a curated record.